AUGCCACCCUCACCGCGAAAAUCCCGAACACCAACCCCGUCAACGACCCCCUCACCCGCCGCCGACCCCAUAAUCGCCUCCUACGACAUCUACCUCACAAACUCCGACAUCAGCCGCUUCGUCCUGCAGUACCUCGACCGACCCACUGGGCACGCAUACGACGACACCAACGGCCAGAAACCCACCGCCAUCCGCCUGAAGCCCAAGACCGGGCUUGUGGAGGUCGACGUCCCCAUCAACACGCGCCUGAACUAUGAUCUGGGCAAGGGCGUCAAGUACGGCGAUGCGCUGAAGAAGAGUAAGAGUGCGCGCGAGGGAGGCGCGUACGGGAUGGCGGGGGGGUUUAGUGUUGCGGGCCAGCGAGAGGCGGCUGCGGGUGGGAAGGUCAAGGCGGAGGCCGGUGCUGGUGCUGGUGCUGGUGUGAAGAGCGAGGAGUAUGUGGGAUUGGCGCCGGGGGAUCAGACGCCGCUGCUUAAGGUGCAGACGCUGGGUGGACGGAUUAAGACGCCCGAGGAUGGGGACCCGGUUUAUAUGCUUGCUGCGUUCCGGGGCGAUAAACUACACCUCUCGCCGGUUACGGCGGUCGUUCAGUUACAUCCGCAGCUUCACCACCUCGAUGCGAUGGAUGAGAUGCCGAAGGCGCGUGCUGGGAAGAGGAAGGAGGGUGACGAGGAGCGGCCGGAGCCGGAGGCUAGAGCUGUUGAUGUUAAGGUCAAGGGGGCGGAGGAUAGGGAGGUCAUUGUGCCGGGGAACCUUGAUCUUUUGAAGCGGAUGCAGGAUGAACAGUGGAAGACGUACGAUUGGGUUGAUGCCGAGAACGAGGAAUCAUGGCAGAUCUACGAUAACUUCAUGAUGCACCAGGACGUGGAAGGCCUGCCGCAGCUCCAGUCAGCUAUCAACGGCGAGGAUUAUCUGGAUAAGAUGAGUGCGCCCCGGAUUGACCCGGCACGACCGGAGAUGACGGGGUGGGCGAUGAAGCAGAAUCGGCUGAAGCAGAAGGCGAGUGAGACUUCGGGGAGUAGCACGGAGGAAGGAUAA
Messenger RNA from Aspergillus mulundensis, 1038 nucleotides. RefSeq lists its product as uncharacterized. Gene Ontology annotation, biological process: DNA-templated transcription. Bases 1 to 1038 code for a protein of 345 amino acids. Lineage: Eukaryota; Fungi; Ascomycota; Eurotiomycetes; Eurotiales; Aspergillaceae. Gene Ontology annotation, cellular component: nucleus; RNA polymerase III complex. The transcript has 3 exons. The record is from RefSeq and is a predicted model, not a curated record.